GCAGACAUGCCGCGGCUCGCCGGCGUAGCCCUCGUCGGCGUCGCCGCCGCCCUAGCCCUGCUGCUCGCCGCCGCCCCGCCCGUCGCCGCUGUGACGUGCAAGGGCAGCCCGGUGAGAUGCGACUGCGACAACGUGAAGGGCUCGCCUGGGGCCCCGGGCAUCCCAGGUGUGCGUGGCAUGGAUGGACCACCAGGAGAGAUCGGCUUUGACGGGCCGCCCGGACCAACGGGAGAGAAGGGCGCUUUCGGCGAGUUCGGCGCCAUGGGGGAGAAGGGGUACAGGGGUGAUCCAGGGAUGCCUGGUCUGCGGGGACCACCUGGAAUUCCGGGACGGCCGGGAGAUGCUGGGCCGCGUGGUCCUGACGGGCUGGACGGCUGCAACGGGACGGACGGAAUCCCCGGGACGAGGGGAAUCCCCGGUGGGCCAGGGCCGCGAGGCAUGGAGGGCUCUCCUGGAGAGCAGGGACCCACUGGCGACCCGGGCGACGGCGGCGUCAACUCCAAAGGCGUCAAGGGAGACCGCGGCGUGCCUGGCAGACCGGGACAGCCCGGGGAAACAGGGCUGCCUGGUAUGCGUGGCCUUCAAGGACAACCAGGAGACACUGGAAAUCCGGGAUUCCCUGGCCUACCAGGUUUGGUAGGCCAACCAGGAGAUCAUGGUGAUUCAACAGUUGGUCGUCGAGGGAGACCGGGAGAUCGAGGAGACCAAGGAGAGCCGGGACUGCCUGGCAUACCGAUGUUCAAUGACACAUCUAAGGCAUCGGGGCGAUAUCCUGUUGUCGCCAAGGGCCAGAAGGGUGUCAAAGGAUGGCGUGGUCCAACAGGAGAACCAGGCGUUAAGGGGCAAUUUGGAGACAAGGGCUAUCGGGGCCCACCAGGUGUUGCAGGUCUCAAAGGGAUGAAGGGUGAUCCAGGUAUAGAUGGACCACGAGGAAAGCAAGGCCGCCAAGGGCCAGAAGGGCCGGCAGGCCCCAAAGGCCAGAAGGGAGCUCCUGGCUAUGCUGGAGAACCAGGUAGAGAUGGACCAAAGGGAGCAGAAGGUGAAGAUGGACAAAUAGGUCUACCAGGACCACAGGGACCAGAAGGACCACAAGGAAUCUAUGACCCAAACUUGGAUGAAGAUGGCAAACUUGGUGUUCAGGGACCACAAGGACCAUUAGGACCUCCUGGAGCAAAAGGAACAUCUGGUAUUCCAGGAGAAGAUGGAAUCUCUGGAACAAUUGGUCCCCCUGGGCCACCAGGUUCAGCAGGGUUACCAGGACCCAGAGGUGCCAAAGGAAUAUCCAUCAAAGGAGAACGAGGAGAUGAUGGAUAUCCUGGACCACCUGGCUUGCCAGGAGCCCCAGGUCUACCUGGACCAAAAGGUAUCUUGGGAGAGAAAGGCUUCCCAGGUCCGAGCAUCAUGGGUCCCCCAGGACCUGAUGGCUUCCCUGGAAUACCAGGAGUCUCAGGACAGCCUGGUGAUAGAGGAGAUCCAGGAUCACAAGGUCCAAAAGGGCUGCCGGGUAUAGGUGUUCCCAUUCGUGGUCCUCCGGGAGAAGCAGGUCAACCAGGUCUUCCUGGUCCUGAUGGUCGACCAGGGUACGCAGGUCUUGAUGGAAUAGAAGGACCGAAGGGAGAAAGAGGAGAAGAUUGUGGUGUCUGCUCACCAGGUCUGCCUGGCCCAAAAGGAGAAAGAGGUGAUUCUGGUCUGAAUGGUAUACCGGGGUCUCCAGGUUUCCCUGGCCUUCCUGGCCCCCGGGGGCUUAAAGGACCAAAGGGCAAGCCUGGUGCUCCCGGUCCACCUGGAAUUGCUGGAAUGCCUGGCAGUGCUGGUAUGCAGGGAGUUCCUGGACCUAAGGGUGAACAAGGAACAUUGAUUUACCCGCCUCAGUCUCAAAUUCAGCCUGACAAGGGGAUAAAAGGCAUGAAAGGUCUUCCAGGGCCUCUAGGUCCACCAGGUGAUGAGGGUCCUCCUGGAGCAGAUGGACUUCCAGGUCUCCCAGGACCUAAAGGACCCAAGGGGAGUUAUGGAGAUAUAGGUAUUCCUGGAAGACCUGGAAGGAGUGGAUAUAGUGGUAUACCUGGUCCUAAAGGUGACGAUGCUACGAUUCCCAAGCAGUAUUUGGUUGGAGACCCUGGAAUUGAUGGAAGAAGGGGAGAAGUGGGUGAACCAGGAGAUGUUGGUGCUCCAGGAGAAAUGGGAGAAGCAGGGUAUCAUGUUAUGGGAGAUAUUAAAGGAGAAAAGGGAAUCAAAGGACCCAGAGGAGACAGAGGGUUCGAUGGUCUGCAGGGGCUUUCUGGUUUGCCAGGAGAUCGUGGACUUCCAGGUUCACCAGGGUUGUCAGGAGCACAAGGAUCUAGCAUUGCUGGCCUUCCAGGCUUUAAGGGUUAUCCAGGAAUGGUGGGGAAUCCUGGUCCAAGAGGGCGAGCAGGUGUUCCAGGUCUUCCUGGUGCUGCUGGAUUUCCUGGUCCUCCAGCUCAGAAAGGCGAACGUGGUGAUUUAGGUAUGGCAAUAUUAGGUGGUGAGAUUGGUCUCCCUGGCCCUGAAGGUCAGAAAGGAGAACCUGGUUCAGAAGGACCUCAAGGAUUUCCUGGAUUUAAAGGACUAGAUGGAGUUACAGGCAUUAAGGGGCCAAAAGGUGCCCCAGGAUUCUCUGGAACACCUGGCACACCAGGACAGAAGGGUGGAAGGGGCGAGAUAAUACCAGGCCCACAAGGAUAUCCCGGUAUUCCUGGUGCAAAAGGUCUGAUUGGUAUUUCUGGUGCAAUGGGGCCCAGAGGUCCUGAUGGCCCACCUGGGCAAAUGGGCAUAAAAGGGUUAAAGGGUGAAAUUGGUCUAACUGGAAGGCGAGGGCCAGAUGGUGAACCAGGGAGAGCAGGUUAUCCAGGACUUGGAGGACGGAUGGGGGUUCCAGGAGAAAUUGGUCUGCCUGGUGACGUAGGAGAUGCAGGACCACCUGGUUCCAAGGGCUUCCCUGGACGAGUCGGUAUUACUGGUUUACCUGGCCCUAAAGGUACUGAGGGAGACAGGGGUUUUCCUGGAAUUCCUGGUCCUCAAGGACGAAUAGGCUUCCCUGGUCCAAGAGGUGACAUUGGUAUACCGGGAUUGGCUGGUUUGCCUGGAGAACCAUCUUUCAGUGGUUUACAAGGAGACCAAGGAGAACCAGGUUUCAAAGGAGCUGAGGGAAUUCAAGGAUUACCAGGACUGAAUGGUCUGAAAGGGCAGCCAGGAGACAAUGGAAUAUCUACUGCUGGCCCACAGGGUUUCAAAGGCUUCAGGGGAGACCGUGGAUUUGGAGGCCUGCCGGGAAUAAGAGGCAGGAAUGGCUUGCCUGGGGACCCUGGACCCGAUGGUCCUAAGGGCCUACAAGGAGAACAGGGCCCCAAAGGUUACCCUGGUUUGAAGGGGAGAGAUGGUAUACCUGGUUUGAAGGGACAGAGGGGUGAUGAUGGUUACCCAGGCCUCCAAGGGCCAAAAGGCAUGAGAGGAGGAGAUGGAGAUCCAGGAUUAAUGGGAAGACCAGGUAUUCCGGGAGAUGUUGGAGAGACGGGGUUGAGAGGUACCCCAGGACCCAAAGGACCAAAAGGCUUUAGAGGGGAUCCAGGUUUUAGCCAGUUUGCACCUGGAACCAAAGGAGAACCAGGAGAACCAGGACUGAAUGGUGUAAUUGGUUUCCAGGGAGAUCGUGGAGACUCGGGCCAGUCAGGACUCCCAGGUUUUAAGGGAGUAAGAGGGGAGAUUGGACUCCAAGGAGAAAUUGGUUACCCUGGCCUCUCUGGAGCACCAGGAGUUCCAGGAGAUGAAGGGCCUCAGGGACCAGCAGGACUCCCUGGUGUUGGUGCUGAGCAAGGUCAGAAAGGUAGAGGUGGCCUUAAUGGCCUUCCAGGAAAACCUGGACGCCCUGGGCAGAAAGGUGCACCUGGAGAAUAUGGGCUUGAUGGACCUAAGGGUAUCUCAGGAGUACCAGGGCUCUCUAUAAUGGGACCAAAGGGAUACCCAGGUGCUCCAGGUUUACCUGGUGCUAGAGGACGACCUGGUAUCCAAGGUCUACCUGGCAUGGAUGGUCGCCCUGGGCAGACUGGUUCUAAAGGCUUCAGGGGUGACCCAGGACCACCUGGUGGCAGUGUGAAGGGUAUAGUUGGAGAUGCUGGUGAUCCUGGACCUUCAGGCAUACCUGGACUGAAGGGUGUAAGAGGUGAGGCAGGACUUGCGGGCCAGCCAGGCUUACCAGGAUUAAAAGGACAGCGAGGCUUCCCAGGAGAUUUUGGUCUUCCAGGAAUGAGUGGCCUCCCAGGCAGGAAGGGCAUAAGAGGUGAAGUUGGAGACAUUGUUAUUCCAACAGCACAACAUAAAGGAAUGCCAGGUGAUCCUGGACCACCUGGUCAAAGAGGAUUCCCAGGACAGCGAGGACCCAUGGGCAUUCCUGGAUUUGAUGGUGCAAGGGGCCUUCCAGGCGAAGCUGGCAGACCAGGUCUUCCAGGAACACCUGGAUUACCAGGAUUGAAUGGGAUGGCUGGUAAUCCAGGGAGACCAGGUCGCAUUGGACCAAAAGGAUUACCAGGAUUCAGAGGAAUGGUUGGAGAUCCAGCACCUCCAGGACCUGAGCCAAAAAGUCGUGGUUUCUUCUUCACACGACAUUCACAAUCUGUUCAAACACCAGCAUGUCCUCGUGGCACUGUUAGGAUGUGGAGUGGAUACUCGCUUCUACAUUUCCUUGGUAAUGCAAAGGCACAUGGACAAGAUUUGGGUGCUCCUGGAAGUUGCCUUGUAAAGUUCUCCACCAUGCCAUUUAUGUUUUGCAAUCUGAAUGAUGUCUGUGACUAUGCCAGUAGGAGCGACUACAGUUAUUGGCUUAGCACUACAGAGCCAAUGACUGCAAUGAUGACUCCCAUACCACCAAGAGACUUACCAAACUAUAUAUCCAGGUGUACAGUUUGUGAGGCUCCUACACGUGUCAUAGCAGUCCACAGUCAGUCCAUCAAUUAUCCAUCAUGCCCUAAUGGUUGGGAAAUUCUGUGGACAGGCUACAGUUUUAUCAUGCACACCGAUGCUGGAGCAGAAGGAAGUGGUCAGUCACUUGUUUCUCCUGGCUCCUGCCUGGAGAGUUUCCGACCAAGGCCAUUCAUUGAGUGUCAUGGUUUGGGCCGGUGCAAUUAUUUCACUACAGCAUAUUCUUAUUGGCUGGCCACCAUUGAGGAAUAUGAGAUGUUCAGAAGACCAAGGCAGCAGACGCUGAAGGCAGGCAACCAAGAAGCUCGUGUCAGUCGCUGUGCAGUCUGUAUUAGGCAGAAAAGAAGAGGUUCUAGUGAUGGAUUUUCUCUCCCUGAUGCUGGAGAAUAUAGGACGGGUAGACGUCGCUUUGGAUAAAUUCUCAGCAGAUGCAUGUUGUAAUGCACAUAUAAGAACUAUGUUCAGUUUUUCCAUCAUUUACAUGUAACUGCUGACAGUGUCAGAGAAGAACUAAGUAAUGCUAAAUUUAUGUGUGGUGUGCUUUUUCUACCUGGAAAACAUUUUUCUAUCAGGAAAACAUGAGUUUAUAUGAGAAUGCUUAAGUAAGUUUCAGUUGUGAUCGAUGCAGCUGGAUGUUAUGGAGAAUGAUGCAAUAACUACAACUAACUGAAGUAUUGUCUUCAUAGAGGAGGAAUAUUAAUUUGUGCCAUUAAUUCAGUUUCCUAUUUUUAGCAUAAGUUAUAUUUAAUAUAAUGACAUUUUAGGAACUGUUCUAUUUAUGUACUGAAUGCAUGGUGCUAUAAGUGAUAGUAAUAUUGUAAGUGCUAUCAUGUUAAAUAGAUGUCAUUUUGUAAAGUAUUUAUAAAAUUUAAAAGAGUUUAAUGAAGUCACUGCCAUCUCACUGCCACUUGGAGCUGUACUAAUGUAAAUAGUAAAACAUAAAAGAAACAAUGCAAUAUGUGAUGGACACUGUAAAAACGCCACUAAGAAUUUUGUUUGUUAAUAGGGAAAUCAGACUUGUGCACAAAACAACAGUGCAUUGUAUUUUGUACAGCAUCAAAUAAAUGUAUUGUUUUUUUCUUAUUUUUUAAA
Molecule: messenger RNA, 6024 nt
Organism: Schistocerca nitens (vagrant locust)
Lineage: Eukaryota; Metazoa; Arthropoda; Insecta; Orthoptera; Acrididae
Product: collagen alpha-5(IV) chain-like
Exons: 34
Coding region: 7-5349 (1780 amino acids)
Cellular component (GO): collagen trimer
Molecular function (GO): extracellular matrix structural constituent
Source: RefSeq, a predicted model, not a curated record